UAUAAACAAGUUUGCUGACGUAUGAACCCUGUUCUAGUUUGUGAGUGAAGGAAAAUGGACGGAUUGUAGCAAGAAGCGAUUCAGGUCUUUGGACCUUCGGACAGUCAAUGUUGGUUAACGGAUUUAUGCGAAUGCAGUUUUAGUGAUAAGAUCUGGGAGAGAGCACAUUUGUGUUCAAAGUCAAGUGAUAUAGUUGUUUAAACAAAAGACAACACCAGUUUACCAAAAUGUUAGAGGUAGAGCAUCAGGCUUUUUAUAACCUAUCGCCAAGAAGACCAUCUAGUCUAAUGUUAGACCGCGUACUUGCUGCAUUGCCCUCGCUGGACAUGGACCCGAUUAUGGAAGAUAUUGAGUUGAGAAAUAUUGAAAGUUCAACAAUGAACCGCCGUCCAUCAAGAAACAAGAAAAAACGUCGAAAGGAAGACCAACCUGCCCAAAAAUUCAAUGAUCUUUACACCCCUACUGGAGAAAAGCUGGGGAGUGGUGCCUAUGCUUCUGUAAAUACGUACCGCAAAAAUACAACCCAGAAACAGUAUGCUGUAAAAGUUAUUGAAAAAGAUUUUGGAAGGUCACGGAAGAAGGUGUUCAAGGAGAUUGAAAUUUUUCACUUGUGCCAAAGUGAAGAGAAUAUUUUACGGUUGCAUGAAUACUUUGAGGAGGAAGAAAGAUUUUAUUUGGUGUUUGAUUUGAUGCAUGGAGGAACCCUGUUGAACAACAUUGAGAGGAGGGGCCAUGUGACGGAGUUUGAAGCAAGCUUAGUGAUCAGAGAUAUUGCGAAAGCUCUUCACUUUCUUCAUAAGAAGGGGAUUGCUCACAGAGACCUGAAACCAGAAAACAUUUUAUGCGAGAAGAAAGACGAGGUUGUUCCCAUCCGUAUCUGUGACUUUGACCUUGCCAGUGGUGUGCCUAUCAAUAGUCAGAACGACAACUGUACAACACCUGAACUCCUGACCCCUGUAGGGUCAGCCGAGUACAUGGCACCUGAGGUUGUGGAUGCUUGGGUUGGCGAAUCUUUUUCCUAUGACAAGAAAUGUGAUCUCUGGAGUUUAGGAACAAUUUUGUAUAUCGUGCUGUGUGGCUAUCCCCCUUUCUAUGGACAAUGUGGAGAGGAUUGUGGUUGGGAAAGAGGAGAAGCUUGCCAGUCUUGCCAAGAAAAUCUUUUUACACGAAUUCAAGAUGGUGUGUUUGAGUUUCCUGAAAAUGAGUGGAGUGAGAUAUCUGAGGAAGCCAAGGAUUUGAUCCGAAAGCUUUUGGUUAGGGACCCACGUAGACGGUUAUCAGCCAAGGAAGUCCUGAACCAUCCCUGGGUGACAACCCCUCCCCUUCCCACCCCGCUGGCCACCCCAAGGAUCCUUACAAGAAACAACAGUACAAAAGAUCUGGAAUGUUUUGCCGGAGAAGCAGUCUCUAUCAACAGAAUGAUGCAACAGCAUCUACACAUAAAUGAGGCACCAUCAUUUUUCAUUGGGCGUAGAUCCCGAGGUGGUGAAGACAGCCAGGAGGAUGAGGACGAGUCUGACAGCAGUCUAUACAAUGGAAAUUCCAUGAGAGUUCCAAGUAUUAAACUGUCACCACCUUCUUCAGGACUCGCUAGGCGUAGGAGAAACUUUUCCGAUGAAAAUUCUGACUUAAGUAGUGAUAGUGGACUAUCUCUGCCAAAUUCACAUUCAUCGAACUUUGCUAUUAGUACGUAGUACUGCACUCGGACUGAUAAAGGAACCAAGAUUUCUCAAGUGUGAAACUGGAUGUAGAUAAGCGGAGUGGUUGUGUCUGAUGAGAGAGAGAGAGAGAGAGAGAGAGAGAGAGAGUAUGCUCAUAAAAAACCCACAUAAGCCAGUGUAUACGAGAUUAAUAUCAGGGAUUUUAUGUUGAUGUCAAAAAUGUGUGUCUCUGUCUUAACAAACAUGAGAAAAAAAAUUGACAUAUAAUCUUCAUACAAAACAAAUAGUUUAAAAGAAGAAAAUGAUCCGUUGUCUUUCAAAUAGAUUAUAGCGGGAGAGAUACAUGUGAUGAUCUUAUAUUUCCAUUAACCUUAAGGGGCAGUAUUUAAGUGCUAAAACAGCAAUUACUGCUAAUUAUAAAAAGCUGAUUAAUCCAAGGUGAAGAGUUGUGAUUUUAUGUACUCUAGUUAAGCCCAUGUGUCUUUAUGUUUGUAGUUUAAUACUUUGUUUUCACCUUUUUUGUAAUUUUACAUGUUAUUUUAGUAUGAAUGUUUUUACGUACUGUCUUGAGGUUUGGGGGGGGGGGGGGGGGGGGGGGAUGUUGGGGUAAAAACAAUUAGUUAUGUUCUGGCAUUAUCCACAAUUGUAAAACAUGCAGAACUUCGUUUGAAGGGAGCCAAAUUUUAUUGUGUUCAACCUUUGUGGAGUCGCUACAUAAAAAUAUAUCUUGUCUCGUGAAAUUGUCACCUAACCAGUCCAGUCAUGGCUGGGUAAUAAACCAUCUGUUAAACACCAUAUUGUCAAACAAUACCUCUAUACUGUUUGAGUUGCCUGCUAGCUAGUCGUACAAGGUUUAAACAUCUCAUGUGGUUACUUUGAUUUGUGCUUAAUAAACAUUCCAUUUCAAAUUAACUUUAAAGGUUCUACUCUUAAACAUUAAACAUUUUGCUGAGUUCAGUUACAAGCUAUUUUUAGCCAGGCAGAAAAUGUAGAAAAAUCUAGAAAAAUUAAAAUCUGAUGCAUGGGGAUUUUUAUUUCAGUUUGAGUUGAAAUUGAAACUCUAUAUCUUUUGCUUCAUAUAACCAGUCUAUUUUACAGAUGAAAGCAUUAUCUAAUUUGAAUGAAUUUGCCAAGUUUAUGAUAACAGCAGUUUAUGAUACCAGUAGUUUAUUUAGUGUAUAAAAAUGUUGUAUUAAAACCAAAAUAUGGUAGUUUUGCUCAAAAGAAACAACAAAAUCAGAAAAUUUAUAAUGUUAUAUCAUAUAUAAUGUAUGGGAAUUCUGUGUUGUGUAUGUGAUUUUCUUUAGCAGAACACAAGUGCCAUUCCAUUUCAUUCUAUUAACAUUAGACUCAGUCUGUCAAAGGUGCAUGAAAGAUAUCUAUACAUAUAUAUAUAUACAUUAUAUUCUUGUAUUUUUGUUUGAAAUAUUGUUGGAAACAUUUCUGUGCUUUAAAAUUACAAAUGUUAUUCCAACUCAUGAAGAAGACUGAGUAGUUGUUGGUCUACCAUAAUACAUAUUUCAUAUGCAAUUCAGAUGCUCAUAAGUUCAUUUUGAGUUCAUUUUGCAAAGUAAGCAAGGUCAAUAUAUGAAUGUGUUCACAAUUUUGCAAUGGCAGCCGAUCAAGAUUAAUCAAGAUACUUGCAAUCUUUUAAUAUGGUUUCACACUAAAGUAAAUGUCUUUGAAUAAUUUUUUUUAUGUCUAGUUUUCAAAAUAAAAGUUGUUACCUUAAUUUUGAACAAAUAUUUGAUGAAACUGUCAAUAUGUUUUAGAUGUGAAAUUGAAUUUUUAUAUCUAAAAAAAUAUUUUCUUACAUAAGAUUCAAUAUAUUUUCUUUUUAACAAGUUUACUUUAAUACAAAGGCAUUUACUACAGACUUGUCAUACAAACUGCACUUUUGAUUUGUUUGCAUCCAUUUCAUUUACUUUUCCACAGAUUUGUAUGUAUGUACAUGUACAGGUGUUUUACAAAGUCAUUCAUUCCAAGGAAACCUAAAUACCAUAACAAAAAACCUCACAUCAUUGAUAUCCAUUGUAUUGGUUGGUAUAUAUGACUGUUAUCGCUGUGUGUAUGUGUGAUCAUUGUCACAUGGAUCAUACAAUGUAAUGUUAUUGGCUAAGACAACUGUAUCCAAGGAUAUAAACGUUGGUGCAGGGUUUGCGCUAGGAUGUUACUGUGGGUCCAUGACCAGAUCACCAAUAUGGGUGUGUAACAUGUUACUGUACAAAGUGUACAUACAUGUAUAUAGACUUUGACAUUUUGGUCCCAAGAAAUGGCAUGUAUAAAAGGCGACUUUUGUUUACAUAUGUACAUAUAUUCACUGAUCUCAAAACAAACAAACAAAAUAAAACAAAAAUGACAGGUUAAUGUACAGCAUCUCGCAAAGCUCUGUAAAUAACUAGUUGACUAAGUACAUCAAAUAUCAUAUAUACAUGUAACAUGUAAAAAAAUGUUGUUUUAUAGACCAAAGUAAAAGCAAUAUUGGUAAAUUCUAUAUUUGGUUUAAUUCGCAAAUUAAUAUACCAAAAUACUAUAUUCAAAACUGCAUCGCAAUUAAUGCAUUGUUUUCAGUCAGGUUAUCUUGUUAAUUGCAAAGAAAAAACUGCACAAGUCAUAAAUUUGUUAUUUUUUGGAUCAGUAAGAUAUUAACCUUUUUUUUAUUUUAUUUCAGAAAUAUGUAUUGUUCUUAACAUAAUUUUGUUUGCAUUAUAAACUCAUAAUGUUAAUAGUUCAUCGCAUUGACAUGUUAUAUCAAGCCUGUUAAAAUAUACUGUUUGGAAAGUACUGGUAUUGGUAUGUAAGCUAUCUUAGUGUAAGAGGUGUGGAUUGCAAGACAACUCGGUUAUGGACACAAAAUGUCCAGAACAUAAUGUAUCUUUACGUAAGUUUUAUAUAUAUCUUUAGACAGGUCCAUUGCCAAUUUCAAAUUUCUGUUUCGGCGGCUUCAAUAGAGUAGUCGCAGACUUGUUGAAGUUAUAUACACACAAAAAAAGUACAGAACUUUCAUUUUGUAUUUUCAUUAAAUCAGUAAUUUGAUAAUGUUGCAUGGGAUCAAUUUCAUUGUCUUAGGGUUUCAGUAAAAAGUUACCAUGCUGGAAGCUACUAUUUCCUGUGAUAUUAUAUAAGAAUGUGUUCAGCUGUGAUUAUUAAACGUUGUGUUGACUCAAGCAUUUGUCUGUUAAAAUAUUAUUACAAACAUAAUUUUUAAUCUAUUUUGGAAUUUGAAAUUACUCGUUUUAAGGAUUCAAUUAGUAGGCCUUGAUAAAUUUGAUCUAUUUCUGUUAAUUAAUCGUGCUAAAUAAAAGACUUUUUUUUUGUCCAUUUGAAAAAAAUCAGUGUUUAAAUUAUGUGAAGUGGAAGUAGUUUGAGGAACAGCUAUAGGGCAUUACAUAUCAAGAAGUAUUAUUUUUUUUAUCUUGUUGGUGCAUUUAACAUACCUCCAACCAAGCCUUCAAAGCAAGCUGCUUAUUGCAUGGAUUGUGUGAAAUCAAAUUGACAAGUUACAAAGUAUCGUAACAAACUGAUGGUUGAUGGCAUGUAUUUUGACUGAUGCUAUCAGGUUUGGCAACUCAACAGAAUUAGGAAUCGAAAAAAGGUGAUUUUUAAUAUUAACGGUAUUAAAUGUAGUGACAAAGCAUUUGAUUCAAAAAGUGUUUUUAUCGAUGCAUUGAGAAAUAAAGGACUUUGAAUUCUA
Molecule: messenger RNA, 5355 nt
Organism: Mizuhopecten yessoensis (Yesso scallop)
Lineage: Eukaryota; Metazoa; Mollusca; Bivalvia; Pectinida; Pectinidae
Product: MAP kinase-interacting serine/threonine-protein kinase 1-like
Exons: 7
Coding region: 228-1694 (488 amino acids)
Biological process (GO): peptidyl-serine phosphorylation; protein autophosphorylation; intracellular signal transduction
Cellular component (GO): nucleus; cytoplasm
Molecular function (GO): calcium/calmodulin-dependent protein kinase activity; ATP binding; calcium-dependent protein serine/threonine kinase activity
Source: RefSeq, a predicted model, not a curated record